Thlaspi arvense is the source of this 924-nucleotide messenger RNA. Lineage: Eukaryota; Viridiplantae; Streptophyta; Magnoliopsida; Brassicales; Brassicaceae. The record is from the annotation of a GenBank genome assembly.
AUGAGUAGUCAGAGACCAAAAGCGUAUAAAGUGAUACUUCAAGAUGCGAAUGGAGUGUUUCGCAAGGUAGGGCUAACAAAUAACCCAAUGAACGAAGUAAUCUUGUCAGCUGGAGCCAUGGGCAGCCCGCAUCUGCUGAUGCUGAGGGGUGUAGGUCCUAUGCCCCAUCUUGUGGCUCACGGCAUUAAACCGGUGGUCUUAGAUCAUCCAAUGAUUGGGCAAGGGAUGGGUGAUAAUCCCAUGAAUCCUGUCAUCAUUCCUUCUCCUACGCCUGUCGAAACGUCCACCAUACAAUCUGUUGGGAUCACAAAAUUUGAUAGUUACAUCGAAGGUGGAAGUAACGUGAGUCUCUCUUAUGAUUUGACCCGUAGGUUUUUCGAUGGCGUUUUGAAUCUCCUCAACGAGACAAGCCAUACUGCAUCUACGAAAUUUUUUACCCAAUCCAUUGCGGACUUUUUAAAAUCAUUGGAUAUUGGAUUUAAAGUGAUGGGAUGGUCCAAAAAGUUGCUGGACCGGCUUCAAGAGGUCACAUGGAGUUUCGGAACACGAAUCCAAACGAUAAUCCUUCGAGAUUUGAAUGCCUUCUCUAAGUACAAAUAUCCUGGUGUGACCGCACGUGAGCUGCUUAAUGUCAUGUUGGGCCUUCCCACUAAUUUGAGACCGAGGCACGUGACAUCAACGUUCAACUUGAAGCAGUAUUGUAUCGACACUGUGAUGAGUAUUUGGCAUUACCAUGGUGGUUGUCAAGUUGGAAGCGCGGUUGACAAGAAUUACAAAGUUUUAGGCAUUGAUGCUUUGAGGGUUAUCGAUGGUUCCACGUUUCUCAAGUCUCCUGGAACUAAUCCUCAAGCUACGGUUAUGAUGCUUGGAAGGUACAUGGGACAGAAGAUUCUUCAAGAGAGAGCUGUUUUCCACCAAAAUUAG